AACACUAACAAUGAUCAAAAGAAUUGGGGGGACUUAGUAAGUGUUGUCAUGCUUUGUUCUUUGCUUUUUAUGCUUAUUUAUGCUUAUAUUACUAAUACAUAAUGGUUUGCAGUGGCUACAUGUCACCUAAGUAUGCGAUGAAUGGGCAAUUCUCAGUGAACUACGAUGUUUAUAGUUUUGGUGUCCUACUUCUAGAGCUCAUUAUUGGUAAGAAGAAUAGCUUUUUCAACCAGGAAGACAAAGGCGAAGGCCUGGAAAAACUGGAGAGACGGUACGCCAUUGUUGGUGUUAGAUCCCGUCAUUGGAGAAAGGUCAUUGGAGAGAGGUAUUCAGUUGCCGAAGUUGCUAGAUCCCUUAGAAUUGGUUUGCUAUGUGCUCAUGAAGAUCCAAAUCGUAGACCCACAAUGCCCACAAUGGCGGACAUAGUCCAUGAGUUGAACAGCUGCUCUGUUACUCUUGAAUUGCCCCAACCGGCUUUCUGCUCCAGUAGGACUGGGAGACUGGAAUUGAACAAAUCCACCGGGAGGUCUAUCAUUGGGGCUGAAUUUGGGUGAUCAUCAACGAACAACAAGUAAACACGGUGUCUUCUCAUCGAGGUUUACGGUGUCUUCUCAUCGAGGCUAAUAUGGUCGUUUAUAUUAAUCUAUUCAUAUGCGAAUGGAAGUUCUUCCUCAUAUGAAGAAAUGAUUAAUUAGAAAGGACCAUCUUUAUUGAGGGUUUCACUUCAUUGUGAAGAUUUUCUCAUAGUAUUUUCAUGAUAUGUGAUAAUAAAAUCUGCACGCUUUAUUUCCAUCACA
Molecule: messenger RNA, 797 nt
Organism: Eucalyptus grandis
Lineage: Eukaryota; Viridiplantae; Streptophyta; Magnoliopsida; Myrtales; Myrtaceae
Product: putative cysteine-rich receptor-like protein kinase 35
Exons: 2
Coding region: 102-554 (150 amino acids)
Biological process (GO): protein phosphorylation
Molecular function (GO): protein kinase activity; ATP binding
Source: RefSeq, a predicted model, not a curated record